AGUGCGUUCUUUACAUGAUCCAUUAUGACAGCUCGGAAGCAAUCAGCGUUUUUUGUUUUGUCAGUAAUAAGCUGGACGCUGGUGACUGUACUAGCAGUUGACAGAACUCCCAUUCGGUAUCGCCCGUUCCGCUGUCGCAAUGGAUGGUCUGUGUCGCAAACCUUCCGGUGCGACCGUUUCCGGCACUGUAUCGAUGGAUCAGAUGAGGAAGGCUGUGUUCCGGCAGGUUUUCUGGAGGUUCCUCCGCUGAACGCAACUGUAGUGGUAGACAACUGGAUGAACUUGACCUGUAGAGCAAGCGGUGUUCCAAUCCCAAUCAUCGAGUGGAAGGUGUACGGUAAGCAGCCAGAAGCUUACUGUGACUGGAUUACUGAAGAUGGCGUGGGGCAGCUGAGCUGUCGGAUGCGACUAAUUGAUAGUGGGAAUUAUAGCUGUGUGGCGCGACAACUCAAUAGGACUAUUGAAACGAUGCCAACAGCUGCUAAGGUUGUCGGUAACGUAUGCAAGGAUGGCUUCUUCAAUGAGGUGGGGAGGAACAAAAUGUGCAUCAAGUGCUUCUGCUCUGGAGUGUCUACUCUUUGUCAUGCUGUCGAUCUCUACCGAUGGAAUUACACAAUGGCGAUGAACGAUUGGAAAAUGAAGUACGCCACUGUUUCGGAUCUGCAAAUGGUGAACGUAAAAAUCUUCGAUCAGUUUAAGGACGUUCCGAAAAACGUCACACCAUACUACUUUCUUCCCUUCAGAUUCACCAGAAAUCAAGUUGGAUCGUACGGAGAACAGUUUCGGUACCAAAUUCAACUGUACAAUUCCUUCAAUUCUAGGAUCGAACCUGAUGUUAUCUUGAAAGGCUACAAUACCACCUUGUUCUAUUUCAUCAAACAACCGCUUCUAACCAAUCAAACCAAUCCAAUCACGUUCCGAUUUCACGAGACCUCAUUUCGGAAACCGGACGGCAGACGGCCCACCCGCGAAGACUUCAUGACCGUACUGGCGUACAUCGAUACGUUUCUGAUACGGAUGUACCCCACCCGACCCGGUGAUGGACCAUCCUUCAUGCCCAGCGAGGCACCAAUGGUGAUGGAUGCUUCGACCCAACUGGGGUACCACGGACUGGGGAAAGUUACCCGAGUGGAGGAGUGCCGCUGUCCCCAUGGAUAUCGGGGGACUUCGUGCGAGCUGUGCGAUUUUGGAUACCACCGGGUGAUGCGCUUCCUCCGAACUGGGGCCUGUAUGCCGUGGGAGUGGCACCGGGAAGAGUACUAUAAGGUGUCUACGUCGACGACCAUGCGCAACUAUCAUUACGUCUAGGAGGGAGUUUGCAUGGACUUGGGGUUUCAAUCUUUGCAGAAGCUAGCUACUCUGUUAAAUUAUUAGAUUUUUUAACGUGUAACACAGAAAUCUCUCAUUUGAAUACAUUACUAUUGUUUCAAAAAAAGGAUAAGUUAUGAAUCAAUGAAUACAUUAAUGUUAUGCCUAAAGACUUGCUGUAAGUGAGUAGAUUUUGUCUGUGGUCGAGCUAGUUUGUGCUAGUGAGCGAACGUCAAACAGGAGCUAAAAUGAAGCAAUCGCCACGAGUGACCAAUCAUCAUUUUCCGAAAAUUUGAAUCAAUCGUUCAGAAGGUGAUCUAUGAACAGCAAGUAGAGUGUGAUGUCUGUUACUCUACAAGCAGAAAAAUGACGCUUGUUCAAAACAAUAAAACGCAUGGUUGAUUAUCAAACUGAGAAUUUACUAA
Molecule: messenger RNA, 1733 nt
Organism: Aedes albopictus (Asian tiger mosquito)
Lineage: Eukaryota; Metazoa; Arthropoda; Insecta; Diptera; Culicidae
Product: basement membrane proteoglycan
Exons: 4
Coding region: 25-1308 (427 amino acids)
Biological process (GO): animal organ morphogenesis; tissue development
Molecular function (GO): protein binding
Source: RefSeq, a predicted model, not a curated record